Neogale vison (American mink) is the source of this 957-nucleotide messenger RNA. RefSeq names its product olfactory receptor 10J1. Gene Ontology annotation, biological process: G protein-coupled receptor signaling pathway. Gene Ontology annotation, cellular component: membrane. The coding region runs from base 28 to 957 and encodes 309 amino acids. The transcript has a single exon. Gene Ontology annotation, molecular function: olfactory receptor activity; G protein-coupled receptor activity. The record is from RefSeq and is a predicted model, not a curated record. NCBI's taxonomy places the organism in Eukaryota, Metazoa, Chordata, Mammalia, Carnivora, Mustelidae.
CCACAUUUCAGAUUUAGUGGCCACUCUAUGGAGAAAGAGAACCAUACUCUCAUCAUGGAGUUUAUUUUCCAGGGGUUUUCCAGCUUCCACGAGCACCGGCUCACCCUUUUUGCCGUGUUCUUGGUGCUGUAUGCCUUCACCCUGGCAGGCAACGUCAUCAUCGUGACCAUCAUCCGAACUGACCGUCACCUCCACAUGCCCAUGUACUUCUUCCUGAGCAUGCUGUCUACUUCAGAGACUGUGUACACCUUGGUCAUUCUCCCAAAGAUGCUCUCCAGUCUUGUGGGGAUGAACCAGUCCAUCUCACGGGCAGGCUGUGCCACACAGAUGUUCUUUUUUGUAACCUUUGGCAUCACUAACUGCUUCCUGCUCACAGCCAUGGGCUAUGACCGCUAUGUGGCCAUCUGCAACCCCCUGAGAUACUCAGUUAUUAUGAACAAGAGAGAGUGUAUCCAGCUGGUGGGGGGUGCCUGCAGCAUUGGGCUGGUUGUAGCCACGACACAAGUGACAUCUGUGUUCAGGUUACCCUUCUGUGCCACAAAGGUCGCCCACUUCUUCUGUGACAUCCGACCGGUGAUGAAGCUCUCCUGCAUUGACACUACCAUCAAUGAGAUCCUGACUGUGAUCAUCAGUGUCCUGGUGCUCGUUGUUCCCAUGGGGCUGGUCUUCAUCUCCUAUGUCCUCAUCAUCUCUAGCAUCCUCAAGAUUGCCUCAGCUGAGGGCCGGAAGAAGGCCUUCGCCACCUGUGCCUCCCACCUCACGGUGGUCACUGUCCACUAUGGCUGCGCCUCCAUUGCCUACCUCAAGCCCAAGUCUGAGAACACCAGAGAUCAAGAUCAGCUGAUCUCUGUGACCUACACAGUCAUCACCCCCCUGUUGAACCCUGUGGUGUACACCCUGAGGAACAAGGAGGUCAAGGAUGCUCUGCUCCGGGCCAUGGGCAGGAAUCCUUCCUGA